CCACGCCCACCGCGACCCCUGCGGCGGGGGAGCGGAGACCCGGCGGCCUCCCGGCACCGGGCGGGGAGCCGCGGCAGGGCGGGGACGCGCGUGGCGAUCGGGGUCCAGGCGGGACUCCCGGCAGCUCGCUCAGUUCUCAGUGUGCUGCAUCUUGGAGCUCUGGGAAUAUUUGGAUGCUAUUUCCAUCAUGGCAGAAGUCAAGGUGGAGGUGGCCAGCAUAGACUGGCAGAAACGAUGCCUUUCUCUGGAAACACAGCUUUUCCGCUUCCGCCUUCAGGCCAGCAAGAUAAGGGAGCUGCUGGCUGACAAGAUGCAGGAGCUGGAGCAGAGGCUGCUGGAGGCUGAGCAAAGAGCAGAGAAUGCGGAAACUCAGGUGGGUGUGAUGGAAGAGAAGAUAAAACUGUCCAGUCUGAAGAAUGUGGACUCCACAGGCAGCUUGCACCAGAAGUAUCAAGAAUUGCUGAAAGCCCUGCAAAGCAAAGAUGAGCUCAUCAGCCAGCUGGAGGCACAGCUGGAGAAGCAGAAGCAGACAAGAGCUGAAGAAGCCAAAAUUGUUCAAGAAAAAGCUGCAAAGAUCAAGGAAUGGGUGACAGUAAAGUUAGCUGAGCUUGAGAUGGAGAAUCAGCACCUGAAGACCUGUAACCAGCAGCUGGUGGAGCAGGUGGAAGCCCUUCAGGAUGCUCUUGAGGAUCUCCGGAUGACACCUUCAGAGAAGGUGCUAGUGGUCCCUGAGGGAACCCCAGAGGAGGAUCCUGUCCCUUCAGGGCCGGGAGCCCAGCCAGUGGAGCAGGACAAUAAUCUCCAUCCCCAAACUUUGAAGAUGGCCGUGCCUGCGCCUUCCCUGUGUACCCUGAAGAGCAAGGACUCUGUGUCAGAAACCAGAAGCCUCGAGGACUUCAGCAUGGUCCACCCCGGGGAAAUAGCAGAGGCCAAGAACCUUAAACCACAUCUUCAGAGAGAGGGCUCUCCUAGCCAGCAGUUCAUGAAGCCGCGCACCCCCAAACACGAGUCAGCCUCUUACAGGGAAGUUCUGGUCACUGCUCAGGGAGGAACAUUCCCUGGAACCAAGAUCUCUGCCAGGGAAGGUGGCCCUGGUAGUAGCCUGACCCUGCCAAAGGUGCGGGCUUCCAGCAUCUCCCAGAACAGCUUCCAAGUGGCCAAAAGGCACCACAGUCAGCCCCAGGUGGGCCCUGGGCAUUUUGACCAUGUGGUAAGCAUUGAGAUUGGGGCCCUGUCAGCCCUCCACUCAUCUGGCUUCUCCAAGUCUGAAGCAAGAGCUAAAGCCCGGGAAGACACAGAGAAGAUGGAGAUGGAGGAGCCAUCUCCAGCAGGGAAGCAGGAAGAAAGAGAGCGCUCGCAGCUCCCCAGAGCUGAGCUGGAGGACAAGCCACCUACUCCCCCACUGCACCGGUUUCCAUCCUGGGAGAGCAGGAUCUAUGCGAUGGCCACGUCAGGCAUGCAGCUCUCAGAUGUGUCUUCCCGAAGUAAUUCUGCCUGCUGCGCUGCAGGCCCCCCUGCCCUUGCGUUCCCCGGAGCUUUCUCUGGCCUUGUCUACAAGAAUGUCACUGUGCCCGUCUACACAGCGCUGAAGGGGAAAGCCACACAGAUCAGCAAUGUGCCCUUUGUGGAUGAGUCCUCUGGGUCUGAUGAUGACUGCGGCUCUCAAGCGAGUUUCCGGAUGUCGGUCCCCUGCUCUGAGUAUAGGAAGACCAGUGGACUAGGCAGCCCCCGGGCCAUCAAGAGAGGAGUCUCCAUGUCCUCAUUGAGCUCCGAGAGUGACUAUGCCAUCCCUCCUGAUGCCUGCUCACUGGACAGUGACUACUCAGAGCCUGAGCACAAACUCCAGCGUACUUCAUCAUACUCCACUGACGGGGAGGCACUGGAAAAGUCGGGCUACCUGCUGAAAAUGGGGAGCCGAGUGAGGACGUGGAAGAGGCGCUGGUUUGUCCUGAGACAGGGACAGAUCCUAUACUACAAGUCCCCGAGUGAUGUCAUCCGGAAACCUCAAGGUCAAGUAGAUCUGAACUCUCAUUGCCAGAUUGUUCGAGGGGAAGGAGCCCAGACGUUUCAGCUCAUCUCUGAAAACAAAACCUACUACCUAACAGCGGAGUCCCCCAGCCUCCUGGAGGAAUGGAUCCGUGUCCUACAGAGCUUGCUGAAGGUGCAGGUCACUGGACCUCCAGCCCUGCACCAAGGUGGCACCAAGCCUACCGUGAAGGGCUGGCUGACCAAGGUAAAGCAUGGCCACUCCAAGCUGGUCUGGUGUGCCCUCGUUGGGAAAACCUUCUACUACUACCGGAGUCAUGAGGACAAGAGACCCCUGGGCUGCCUACCCGUGCAGGAUGCUCACAUAGAGGAAGUAGAUCGAUCCUGUGACUCAGACGAAGACUACGAGGCUGGGGGAACUGGGCGGUUGCUCUCCUCCCACUGCACCCUGGUGAUCCACCCCCCGGAGCACAGUCCCACCUACCUCCUCAUAGGCACCAAGCAUGAGAAGGAUACAUGGCUUUACCACCUCACAGUGGCUGCGGGUGGCAGCAGCGCCAGGGUGGGCACUGUCUAUGAGCAGCUCAUUGGGAAACUGAUGGAUGGAGAGGGAAACCCAGACUCCCCGCUCUGGAGACACCCCAUACUGUGCUACAGCCGCGAUGGGCUGUGUACCUCCCUCACCACGCUGCCCUCCGAGGCCUUGCAGACGGAGGCCCUCAAGCUCUUCAAGUCCUGCCAGCUCUUCAUCAAUGUGCCUGUGGAGGCCGCCUCGGUGGACUACCACGUGUCCCUGGCACAGACAGCACUGCAGGUCUGCCUGGUUCACCCUGAGCUACAGAGUGAGAUCUACUGCCAGCUCAUGAAGCAGAUCAGUUGCCGCCCUCCUCAGAAGUACUCUCUCAUGCAGUGCUGGCAGCUCCUGGCUCUGUGCGCCCCACUCUUCCUGCCUCAGCAUCACUUCCUCUGGUAUGUCAAACAGCAGCUUCAACGCCAUGCAGAUCCCAGAAGUGAAACUGGCCAGUAUGCCACAUACUGCCAGCGAGCAGUGGAGCGGACCCUGCAGACAGGAGAACGGGAGGCCAGGCCAUCGCGUAUGGAAGUGGUGUCCAUCUUGCUGCGGAACCCCUUCCACCACUCCUUACCCUUCAGCAUCCCUGUGCACUUUGCCAAUGGGACUUACCAGGUGGUUGGAUUUGAUGGCUCCUCCACAGUUGAUGAGUUCCUCCAGCGGCUGAACCAGGAGACAGGCAUGAGGAAGCCAUCCCAGUCUGGCUUUGCCCUCUUCACGGACGAUCCUUCAGGCAGAGACCUGGAACACUGUCUUCAAGGGCGUGUCAAGAUCUGUGAUGCCAUCUCCAAGUGGGAGCAAACGCUGAAGGAGCUGCACCCCGGAAAGUCUGAGGGUGGGACCCGUGUCGCAAAGCUGGUGUAUAAGAACAGGCUAUACUUUCGAAGUCAAGUCAAAGGGGAGACAGAGAGAGAGCGGCUGCUACUUGCCUUCCAAACCAAUGGAGAAAUAGUGCAAGGAAGAUUUCCAGUCACCAAGGAAUUGGCUCUUGAGAUGGCUGCCUUGAUGGCCCAGGUGGAAUAUGGAGACUUGGAGAAGCCUACGCUGCCAGGCCCUGGGAGUACACCUCCUGCCAAAGCUCAGCAUCUCCUCCAGCAGGUCCUUGACAGGUUCUACCCAAGGCGCUAUCGAAAUGGAGCGCCACCUGAGCAGCUGAGGCACCUGGCAGAUACGAUGGCCAUCAAGUGGGCAGCACUCCAAGGCUGCUCCCCUUCUGAGUGCACCCGCAUCUACCUGACUGUGGCUCGGAAAUGGUCUCUCUUUGGUGCUAAGCUCUUUGCUGCUCAGCCUGCCCAGCUGUCUUCCAGUGAGAAAACUCUGGUGUGGAUUGCCGUGAAUGAGGAUGGUGUUAGCAUCCUGGACCACCGCACUAUGCAAGUGCACAUCACUUAUCCCUACUCUUUGGUGACAACGUUUGGUGGCUGCAGAGAUGACUUCAUGCUUGUCAUUAGAUCCACUCCAGACCAGAACUCUGGAAAGAGCCAAAUUGACAAGUUGAUCUUCCGAAUGCCUGCUCCCAAGAUUACAGAAGCUACCUUCAUGAUGGCCAGCUACAUGAACCACUGUUCUGCAACUGUGAACCAAUCAGCCAAGUUGCCUGCAGCCCGCCAGCCCCGAGACCUGGAUGGACAGUUCUUGGCUUCUGUUUCCUGCACUAAGGGGCCAGCUUUGCUGUGAAUGUUUCUCCUCCCCACACCCCUGCUACCACUGGUGCCUCUAGGAUUAGAUUUAUAUCCCGGAACAUACUACUACUGUGAUGGGUCAAACGGCCCCCUCCUCAAACGGUUCUGUGAAAUGCAUACUUCAGGGUCUCUGAAACCUUUGUACCCUUUAGGUGCCUUAUCUCUCAAGGUACCUAAACACUUUAAGGUCCAGACCCAACAGCAAAACCACUAUUUCUUUACAGGAAUACUGACUGGAUACUACCUGAUUCUAGACUGAGACAGGGAUGGCCCACAGUUACCAGGGCAAUGGUACUGUAUCUGGGGCUUCUGCACUGAUACUCAGGGAAGCUCAUCUUUUUUAUAUUGUAUGUGGUCUUUACGUGGGGACUUAUACUUGAAGUUUUCUGAACAUCCCUGAACAAAAUAGGACUAAAAUUCCUAAUUCACCUAAACUCUGGCAGAUACCUACAAAUCUCUAAAACUGGACUUCUUUCCCAAAUGGGAAAGAUACCAGCAGAGCUGGAGAAGAGAAUGACGAGCUUCCCCCUGCUGGUGAGGAGGCAUCUGCCAUGCCCCUACUGGGACAGCAACUCUAAUCUUUUCAGGACAGCACUCUACUCCUGCUAAGAUUAAAGCUUCUUCUCACACUGGACUAGCAUAGGCAGGGAUAGAUUUAGUCUGCACCCUCCCUGUGUCAUUUUAAGGCUCCCUGAAGGCUGUGCUCACUACUGAAGGACACGGUGGUCAUCUCCCCACCCUCUGAAAGACAAAGCACAUGAAUUUUGUUUGUCACUGCUCUGCGAGGCCACCAGAGACAAUAUGUCAGGAACGCUAAGGACCUCCAUUCCUGGAAGGCCUGCACUGCUCCCCAAGACUUUUGGUAGAUGUCUUCUGGAAAUUAGUUGGAAGCAAGGGCAUUUUGAUAUCUGCCUUAGUAAUAUAUUGAAGUACAAAGUUUCUUUCACUUUUGCCUUCCUGAGAACAUUAUAAUCCUUCUCAACUCAGACCUUCUCAUUGAUUUUGAUGAAGAUGAUGAUCUUUAUCUCCACCUUCCCCCACAAAAUAAUAAAAAACAAAAGUUCACACUUUAGUUUUCCAACAUAUAGAAAACAUAGUUUUAUUGUGUAGCUCUACGGCAGUGUUUAUCGUUUUUCAGUGACAUGGAUUAGGGGAUCCGUGGAACAUCCAGGAAAUAAGUCUUUAAACAGUGUGUAUGUUGCACAUACACAACUAGAAGGCCAAAAGUUUGUUCGUUGGAGUGCCUCAGCUGCUAUGAUCGUUCUGUUCUCAGCCUUGGAACUGACAGUGUGGCUUGAGGAACACACAACAGUCUUCUCUGAAACAAGCCUGACUGCAAGGUGGGCAGUUUAGAACCAUUUGCUUCAACCCAACUCCCAUCCAGAAUGCUCUAGUGGAGACAGCUCUACCUCAGUCCCAUCACUACAGGCUCUCGGGCAGCUCCUUCAAGACAGGUGCAGGGCAGAGAGUGCUGGUCUAGGGUUACAGCCCAAGUGGCUCUUAAAGCCAGCAAAGAUGUGCUCUACUCUGCAAACAGAGUUCCAAAGAACGGAACUGUGUUAGACUUGAAGAUCAGAUUAGCUGCCUUCUUCUCUCUGUUGGUUUUUUGUUGUUUCUGUUUUGUUUUGUUUUUGUUUUUGUUUUCUUUUAGAGACAGGGUCUCACUAUGCAGCCCUGGCUGUCCUGGAAUUCACUCUGCAGACCAGGCUAGCCUCAAACUCAGAGAUCUGCCUUCCUCUGCCUACUAGGUGCUGGGAUUACAGGCGAAUGCUGUCUAGCCCAGCUCCUUUCAUCCUUCCUGAUCUUUAGGAAUCUAAGAAACUGCCUUAGAAACAAAGGCUUCUAUAAGUUGGCUUCUUCAUCCUUUAAGGUGACAGUUUCAUGUCUGGGAACCAACAUGAAAUCGCUCACUUUUCUUCUAAGCCCUCUUAGCCAAGCAGCUUUUGAAGCAAUAGAAAAUAUCAAGUAACAAAAAGGUACUAAUGUGCUGAUACCCAUGGCUGAAAUGUUGUGCAUCAUGCUUGUCAAUAAAAAGCUGUCAGUGAACCAGGCAACUA
Messenger RNA from Meriones unguiculatus (Mongolian gerbil), 6296 nucleotides. It is a transcript of the gene Plekhh1, whose product is annotated as pleckstrin homology, MyTH4 and FERM domain containing H1. Gene Ontology annotation, cellular component: cytoskeleton. Lineage: Eukaryota; Metazoa; Chordata; Mammalia; Rodentia; Muridae. The record is from RefSeq and is a predicted model, not a curated record. The transcript is spliced from 29 exons. Bases 188 to 4234 code for a protein of 1348 amino acids.